This is a messenger RNA of Aspergillus oryzae RIB40, 591 nucleotides long. RefSeq lists its product as uncharacterized. Lineage: Eukaryota; Fungi; Ascomycota; Eurotiomycetes; Eurotiales; Aspergillaceae. The transcript has a single exon. The record is from RefSeq and is a predicted model, not a curated record. Gene Ontology annotation, molecular function: oxidoreductase activity. The coding region runs from base 1 to 591 and encodes 196 amino acids.
AUGAAAGGGACCAUGACAGUGCAAGACCUCACUACCAUCCCCUCCGUCCCGAACCGUGGAUCCACGACCUCCUGGGCAAUCCACUACACGCCCUUCUUGGACGCUGCCACGGGCGGCCUCGCAGACGGACUGAUCUACGGCAUGCAGAAUGCCAACACGGGGUGGCACUUCUUUGGCGGGGAGAAGUCCCCUCCAGAACAGCUACUCUCCAGCGACGAUUCCACCCUCUCGCAGUCAUCUGUACAGUUCCUGCAGGAGUCUCUGGGCUCACUCUUUGGACUCCAGGGACCCGCCCAUCAAAAGCUCGUCAGUGCUUGGUCAGGAAUCAUGGGUUUUACGUCCGAUACACUACCACUGGUAGGCAAAUUACCAUCAGCACUGACCGGCCGAGACGGUCAAGGAGAGUGGUUCUCGGGCGGAUAUAACGGAUACGGGAUGCCAUCGGCCUGGCUGGCGGGAGAAAGUUUGGGGCUGAUGAUACUGGGUCAAUCCCCGAGGGAGUACCUACCAGAGGCGUAUUUGAUCUCUGAGGAGCGGCUGAGGGAGAGAUUAACUGUUGCGCGGAGUAUGGAAUAUCUGAGCGAGGCUUGA